Carassius auratus (goldfish) is the source of this 1571-nucleotide messenger RNA. Its product is annotated as serine/threonine-protein kinase pim-1-like. Bases 294 to 1448 code for a protein of 384 amino acids. Gene Ontology annotation, biological process: protein autophosphorylation; negative regulation of apoptotic process; regulation of mitotic cell cycle. Gene Ontology annotation, cellular component: cytoplasm. The record is from RefSeq and is a predicted model, not a curated record. Lineage: Eukaryota; Metazoa; Chordata; Actinopteri; Cypriniformes; Cyprinidae. The transcript is spliced from 8 exons. Gene Ontology annotation, molecular function: ATP binding; protein serine/threonine kinase activity.
CCUAGGGUCCUAGAUCUGCGCUCCUGAAAUUGCAGCCUCCGGUUGUGCAGCGGCUGCUGUAUGAGUAAAAUGAACUUUAACUUUAAAAUUAAGUAACACUUCUCAUAAACAACAGCAAGUAAAAAAAAAAAAAAGAGAAAAAUAAUCUCAUCUCAGUCGAUAUCGCUGGUCCGCGGUGCAAGCGAAAACUAGUUAACUAACAGCGGGAUGAGAAAUGUCCCGUCAUUCAGACAAAUUUCGUCGAUCAGAGUCCGCGAGGAAAAGAAAGCACGAAGAAAGAGUUUUUCACAGCGAUGGGACAGCGAGUAACAAAAGUGAGUCCGAUGACGGUUGGCGAGGUGUACGAUAAACAGCUUAGUACACCCCCAAAACCCAGCACCAACACGGAGCUACAACAUCCUCGUCCCCGCGAUGAGACCCCUGUUGGUGCUGGAGGAGGAGGAGAGGAAAGAGGGGAGGAAGAGGAGAGGAAGGAGGCAGAGAGAGUGAGGGAGAAAAGAAAGAGCAAGAAGUGGUGGUGGGGGCUGUGCUCUUUCUUUAGAGCUGCCAAAAAACACCCAGAGAGCAGCUCAGGUCAGAAAGAGGAGCAGCAGCAGGAUGAGGGACAGAAGAGGAAGGUGGCAUGGGCAGGAAGAAGUAGUGAUGACUACAUCUUCAGCCGUUACACUGUGGGCGAUCAGCUGGGCAAAGGUGGUUUUGGUGUGGUGUAUGAAGGGACACGUCUGCAGGAUAAUCUUAAAGUGGCUUUGAAAUACGUCACAAAGACCCAAAACACAACAUGUAUAUUCAUUCCUGAUCAUCCACAUCCCCUUCCAAAAGAGAUCGCCCUCACCAUCCUGGCGAAUAAAGGUCCCAGUGUGCCGCAAAUAAUCAAGUUACUGGACUGGACGGACCACCCUGACCACUUCGUCAUGGUCCUCGAAUGUCCCUCUCCCUGUGAGAAUCUCGUGGAUUUCAAAAGACGUCACGGUGGAAGCCUUGAUGAGGAAACAACACGGCAGAUCAUGUGGCAGGCGGCUCACGCAGCAAACAUGUGCCACAUCCGCAGAGUGUUCCACCGUGACGUGAAACUAGAGAACAUACUAGUAAACAGGGAGACAUCCGAAGUCAGGCUGAUUGACUUUGGAUGCGGGGACAUUUUGAGGAGGUCACCGUACAGGUCAUACUGUGGCACAGCAGUGUACUCCCCUCCAGAGUAUCACAGCAGGGGGAAGUACUAUGGCGGGCCAGCGACAGUCUGGUCACUAGGGAUGGUGAUGUUCGAAUUGUUGUGUGGACGCUUACCUAGUGACUAUGACCUGUUCCUGCUACACUACAAGCGCUGGUCCAAACCCGGCCUGUCAAAAGAAUGCUGUGACCUCCUCAGGGCUCUCCUGCAUGAGAAGCCAAGCCGGAGACUUGGUCUGGGGCAAAUCAUAUUCCACAAAUGGUUUAAGGUCGUCUCAUAAGACCAUUCAUCUGGUGUCUCUCGUGCAGCUUUGCGUCUUGCAGGCUGCAGCGGGAGACGCUUCCAUCCCUCCUCUCGCCUUUGCGUCUUGCGGGUCGAGCAAGCCUUGUGUAGCGUCUUGCAC